AUGGAACCAAAUGCCAAGAUGUGUGAACACGAAGGCAAAGACUUGAAAGAUGCAACAAUGUAUCGACAAUUGGUGGGUAGUUUGCUUUACUUAACUUUCACUAGAACCGAUAUCUCUUAUGCAGUUGGUGUGAUGAGUCGAUACAUGCAAAAUCCAAAGAAGCCUCAUUUGGAAGCAGUUCGACGAAUUUUAAGACAUGUGAAGGGUACAAUUGAUUAUGGUCUAUUGUACAAGAAAGGUGAAGAUUACAAGCUAGUUGGCUACUGUGAUGCUGAUUAUGUAGGAGAUCACGACACCCGCAGAUCAACUACCGGGUAUGUGUUUAUGCUUGGAUCAAGAGCAAUUUCUUGGUGUAGCAAGAGACAACCGACAGUAUCUCUAUCAACAAUGGAGGUAGAGUACCGAGCAGCACCAAUGGCAGCUCAAGAAAGUACGUGGCUUAUACGGCUGAUGAAUGAUCUACAUCAACUAGUGGACUAUGCAGUUCCAUUGUACUGUGACAACCAGUCGGCAGUUCGUUUGGCAGAGAAUGAAAACAAAAAUAUGGGGUUCUUGAUUCAGCUAUUGUGGGAGAGGCUUGAGGUGGCCAUAAGGCAUCAUCUUGCCCAGAUCUAG
Vitis vinifera (wine grape) is the source of this 615-nucleotide messenger RNA. RefSeq names its product secreted RxLR effector protein 161-like. The record is from RefSeq and is a predicted model, not a curated record. The transcript has 2 exons. The coding region runs from base 1 to 615 and encodes 204 amino acids. Lineage: Eukaryota; Viridiplantae; Streptophyta; Magnoliopsida; Vitales; Vitaceae.